UUAGGAAAAAAAGCUAUUUUAGUGCUGAGGAAAACAAGAUAUGGCCGCUUGCACACAACAGAGGGGUAGCACAGCCUGAUGUUGCAAUCCACUUGACACGGAAAAGUCUUGAAGUAGAAGGGAGCAGAACGUGUCACAUGAAAGCAGAGCACAGUACACUGAAACAGACUGCAGAAUAAAUCUGUUCAUGAAGAGGAUUUACUAAAGUUUAACACAACAAGCAAUUCAUUUCAAGGUUUGUAUCUCGGAGAUCAGGGCGACUUAUGAAAUAAACAUUCUUUAAGAUUCCUGUAAAUAAGAAAGCGGGUAAACUUGUUUUGACGUGUAAUAUCAGUUCAUCCACAGAGGUGCGCUCGUGAGUCUUUAUCUCUGCUCGUUUCACUUUCGCUUUAAAGUUGAGCGUAAAAAUGGCUCAGAGUAAAGCAGACAGAAGUAGUCCGGAGUUAGAUCGUCCCAACAUGUCAGACGCACCAGUGCAGGGGCUUCCUGAUGUCAGUCUCUCGUCCAGAAGAAUCGUUCUUCUGGGUAAAAGUAAUGUUGGGAAAAGUGCAGCAGGAAACACAAUCCUGGGACAGAGAGCGUUCAGAUCUGAGAGAAUGAGAUCAGUGAGCAAUAAAUGUUCAGAAGCACACGGCACUGUUUCAGGCAGAUCUGUGUCUGUAGUCGUCACUCCUGCUUUCUUCAACACAGAGAUGAGUCCUGAACAAUUUGCGAUAGAGAUGUCGAGAAGUGUGUAUUUAUCCAGUCCUGGACCUCACGCUUUCCUCAUCGUGUUUCCGGUGAAUAUGAGACUCACCGAUCAGGACGAGAAGAUUCCUCAGGAGAUCAAGAUGAUGUUUGGUCGGGAGGUGUUAAAAUACUCCAUCGUCCUCUUCACUCACGGAGAUCAGCUGAAAGAGCCUAUAGAGGAACUCAUCGAGGAGAACAGUAGAAUGAGAGAUAUAGUUGAUCUGUGCGGAGGCAGAUAUCAGGUGUUCAACAACAGAGACAUAUAUAACAGAAAGCAGGUGAAUGAUCUACUGAAGAAGACUGACACAAUGAUAGAGCAGAACGGAGGAGGACACUACACUCAUCAGAUGCUUGAAGACGCUUUGAGAUCCAGACAAGAAGAAGAAGACCAGAGACUGAGAGAGGAAGAGCAGAAACGGAGAGAGAUAGAGGAGAGAUUGAGGGAGGAAGAAAGAAAACGACAAGAGAAGAAACCAGUGCAAGAGGAGAUUGCAGAGAAACCCCAGACGUCUGAAGAAAACCGACCGAAAGAGGAGGAAUGUAGAAAACAAGAAGAAAAAGGUUCUGGAUUAAAAAUGGAGGGAACACACUUAAUGCCAAAAGUGUGUUUGAAUUUGGUCUUGCUGGGAAGAACAGGAGCUGGGAAAAGUUCAACGGGAAACACGAUACUGGGACGACAAGCUUUUAGUUCAAUGGAAAGCUACAGACCCGUCACUCAAAAUAUUGCUGCAGAAGUCGGCCAUGUUUGUGGAUUACUGAUCGCUGUUUAUGACACGCCGGGAUUUUCUGGCGCAGAGCUGAGUAAAGAAGAGCUCGGGAAAUACGAAGAGGUUCUACAGAAGUGUGAAGCAGACUUGUGUGCGUUUCUCCUGGUUCUCCAGCCUCAGAGAUUCACUGAAGAAGAGAAGAAAACUGUGGAGGAGGUUGAAGCGCUGCUGGGAGAAACACUCCUGAAGAAAACCUGGAUCAUCUUCACCAGAGGAGACGAGCUGGAGGAUGAGAACAUGAAGAUUAAUCAUGUCAUUAAUGAUAACGCGUUCUUGAAGAAACUUACUCAGAACUACGAGGGCAGAUGGCACGUGUUUAACAACAAGAAAAAAGGGCAGAGCGACCAAGUGAAGUCUCUGAUAACUAAAAUAUUCCAGAACAACUUAAAGAACCUUUCCAGAAAUCCCUGGCAAAGUAUUCCCAUCAGUAUCCAACACUCCGGCGUGUCGUUUAGAAGGAUUAUGCUGCUGGGAAAAAGCGGUGCUGGGAAAAGUUCAGCUGGAAACACAAUACUGGGAAAGAAAGAGUUUGAAUCUGAUUCAGGUUCAGAAACUCGUGAAUGUUCAGAGAAGCACGGCACUGUUUCAGGCAGAUCUGUGUCUGUAGUCGAUACUCCCGGGUUCUUCGACUCGGAGAUGAGUUCUGAACGUUUAAUGAACGAGAUCAUGAGAAGCGUUUAUCUAACCAGUCCUGGACCUCACGCUUUCCUCAUCGUGUUUAAUGUAAAUAUGAAGAUCACUGAGCAGGAGGAGAAGAUUCCUCAGAUGAUCGAGAUGAUGUUUGGUGAGAAGGUGUUAAAAUACUCCAUCAUCCUUUUCACUCAUGGAGAUCAGCUGAAAGGAAAGAGCAUGGAGCAAGUCUUUAAAGAGAACAGCAGGUUCAGGCGUGUAGUAGAUCAGUGUGGAGGCAGAUAUCAGGUGUUCGAUAAUAAAGAUCGGAAAAACAGAAAACAGGUCGAUGAUCUGCAGCAGAGGACUGACACGAUGAUAGAGAAGAAUGGAGGACACUACAGUGAUCAGAUGUAUGAGGACGCUUGGAAAUUUAGACGAGAGGAAGAACAGAGGCAGAGAGUGAGAAAGCCAGAAGUGAAUUACAGUAAGGCUCUUCUCUAUGGUGCGGUUGCUGCUGGAGCUGUUGUGGGUGGAGCUUUAGGCGUCGGAGCUGCUGUCGGAGCUGCUGUCGGAGCCUUCGUCGGCGGAAAAGCUGCUGCUGGAUUCAUUGAUGCUCGGAAACAGAGAGAGGAAGAAGAGAGAAGACAACAAGAGGAAGAGGAAGAAGGCUGACACUCGAGACAGAGCUACGGUACAGAGCUGCAACCGACUGAUGAAUUCAACCUGCGGCACAUCACUGUUUAGGAUGGCGCUUGAUUGGCUGAUCAUCUUCGUCAUCAUCAUCCUCACUGCUGUGCUGCAGCUGGAGAACCCAAAAACAAAUUCUGUCAUUUUUUUACAAAAAAAGAUGCUGGCAGCUUGUAAAACAAUACAGAAAAACUGUAAACACAUUUGCAGCCCAAAACGGUACAAUUUACAGGAUAAAACUGUAAUUUAAAAACAAGAACAAUUGCAUGUAAGCCAAAAUCAGUUUUUGUACUUCUAACAUGCUGACACCACCGUAAUAAUGGUGGAAAAAAGAGAAAGCACACAAAGUAUUAAAAGCUCAUCACAAGCAGAAGUAUUAAUAUAUAAUUAAUAUAUAUAGAGUCAUUCAUACAAACACAAAACCCCAUCACAGUAAAACGCAUGAAUAAUGCAAUAAUUUUGAAAUAAAAUACUUUAGGGAAUAGGGAAUUCUGGGAAUAUCAUUUUACAGUUCUGACUGUAAAUUAUACAUUGAAAUGUUCUAUUCUUUUAUUUAAAAAAGGGUAAAAUUAAUAGCAUUUUAUUGUACAAUUACAUUAAAUGUCUGAUGUAUGUAUUAGUUUUUCUCUGUAUAUAGUACAGGAAUUUACUGUUAACCUGCUAAAUCUUACUGUUACAAUUUUACAGUUAGAAUUACAAAUAUUUAUUACAGUGUACAAUAUAAAGUCAUUCACCAGACCAGCUGGAAGUGAACACUUUUACAUACAGGGAAUAUGUAUGAAUUGAUCAACUCUAUCUAAAAAAUAUUUCACAGUCACAAACAUUGAAGGAUUCUGAUAAAAGUUAGAAAGACAUGAAAAUAUAUAUCCUGAACUUCUAUUAUUUGUCUUCUUACAUUCAAUAGGAGCAAAGAAAUUCCCGCAUGUUCUGUUAAAGGAGCCGGACAGACUUCACAAGAGUAGAUGAAUGGAGAUAGAUAUUCUGAAACCAAUCAAAGGUCGAUUGGAGACUUUUUAGACGUAUCGUAUUUGAACCAGGUGAAUGAAUCAAUUGAAGAAAGAUCAAUGAACAAAAAUCAGUAAUGAGAGGCUUAAUAAUAUGACCAGUUGUCCUUGAGGGAAACCUGUCAAUAUUGUUAUUAGGAGUCUCGUUGAAAUCACCAAAUGUAAUGAGAAAGGCAGAUGGGAAUUUACCUCGUAAUAGUGAUAUCAUUCUGCAAAUGGUUAUGCAAAUUUUUAAACGCUGACACCUUGUGUACUUUGUCAUUUUUUCUCUCAAGAGAUGUAUGUAUAGUUUAACUUGAGUACUGUAUCUCUCUGUAACAGCUGUGAGGCUCUUGGUAAGAAAACGAUCCAGAAAGGAACGGGUUCGACUGACGCUGAGUGCAGUAAUAAAACACGUUCUCAUUCACUGACACUGAUUCUGUGUGGAGUGUGGUCAGGGUUGUUGAUGGUCGUCAUUGCAGUUAUUGUAAAGAA
Puntigrus tetrazona (Sumatra barb) is the source of this 4273-nucleotide messenger RNA. Its product is annotated as GTPase IMAP family member 8-like. Gene Ontology annotation, molecular function: GTP binding. The record is from RefSeq and is a predicted model, not a curated record. Bases 408 to 2780 code for a protein of 790 amino acids. The transcript has 5 exons. Lineage: Eukaryota; Metazoa; Chordata; Actinopteri; Cypriniformes; Cyprinidae.